AACUGCAGGCGCUCGGCACUGCUGUCCUGCGAACCUUCGCGAGUGAAGCACCCGCCGGCCCGGAAGGCGCUAACGCGAACUACGGCCGCGGCAGCCAUCGUUCUUUGCAGUUCGGUGUCGGAGUGAAUAGGGCCGACUCCAAACAAGGAAUUGCGUUUUCUCCAACCGCAGGGUCACACAGCUCUGCUGGGACUUAAGUACUGGCCGUCGGCUCUCCUGGACUACCAAGUCACCGCGAGCUGCUCAUGCUCUCAACAGCCGCCUCCGUGUCACCGAAGCCAGCAGUGACAUCUCUGCAUAUAAUACCUUAUAAGAUUUGGCUAUGUCCUUCAUAUUUGACUGGAUUUACAGUGGUUUCAGCAGUGUGCUACAGUUCUUAGGAUUAUAUAAGAAAACUGGUAAAUUGGUAUUUCUUGGAUUGGAUAAUGCGGGAAAAACAACAUUGCUACACAUGUUAAAAGAUGACAGACUUGGACAACAUGUGCCCACGUUACAUCCCACUUCAGAAGAACUAACCAUUGCUGGCAUGACCUUUACAACUUUUGAUCUGGGUGGACAUGUUCAAGCUCGAAGAGUGUGGAAAAACUACCUUCCUGCUAUCAAUGGCAUUGUAUUUCUGGUGGAUUGUGCAGACCAUGAAAGGCUGUUAGAAUCAAAAGAAGAACUUGAUUCACUAAUGACAGAUGAAACUGUUGCUAAUGUGCCUAUACUGAUUCUUGGGAAUAAGAUUGACAGGCCUGAAGCCAUCAGUGAAGAGAGGUUGCGAGAGAUGUUUGGUUUAUAUGGUCAGACAACAGGAAAGGGCAAUGUAUCUCUGAAAGAACUGAAUGCCCGGCCUUUAGAAGUUUUCAUGUGCAGCGUGCUCAAGAGACAAGGCUACGGAGAAGGCUUCCGUUGGAUGGCACAAUACAUUGAUUAACACCAGCCCACAUCAGUUCCAGGUCUCACCAUUCAGGCCUACUCAGAGAUUUGAUCACUCAACAUGCAUAACUUGAAUUCAAUAGACUUUUAUUGUUGGUUAGAAAACAGAUGUUUUUUAGAUUAUUAAUAUUUUAUCAACUUAAUUUGAGUGAGAAUUGAAAACUGAUUCAAAUAAGUUUGAAUAUCACAAUGUUAGCUUUCUAAUUCCAUAAAAAUACUUAGUUUUUACAGUUUAUAAUGCGACAUUACCCCCAGCACCAUUUUUGAACAGCAACUUUCCAGAUGACAUUUGAAGCACUUUUUAACAACAUGAAACUACAAAUAGCAACCAUAUUUAAAAGCUCAUCAUGUUAAAUUUUUUAUGUAAUUUUUUGGAACUAGUUUUUAAAUUUUAGACUAUAUGUCCACCUAUCUUUAGUAAGCAGUUAAUAAUAAGCUUAUAAAUGACUGCAUGAUGCCUUACAGUUUCAAUUAUUUUUUUGUUAUGCAAACGUCAUGCAAUAAAACAAACCCUAAUAUUUGG
This is a messenger RNA of Dama dama (fallow deer), 1444 nucleotides long. RefSeq names its product secretion associated Ras related GTPase 1B (gene SAR1B). The coding region runs from base 323 to 919 and encodes 198 amino acids. Lineage: Eukaryota; Metazoa; Chordata; Mammalia; Artiodactyla; Cervidae. The record is from RefSeq and is a predicted model, not a curated record. Gene Ontology annotation, biological process: intracellular protein transport; endoplasmic reticulum to Golgi vesicle-mediated transport; membrane organization. Gene Ontology annotation, cellular component: COPII vesicle coat; endoplasmic reticulum exit site. Gene Ontology annotation, molecular function: GTPase activity; GTP binding. The transcript is spliced from 8 exons.